Motacilla alba alba is the source of this 3964-nucleotide messenger RNA. Its product is annotated as serine/threonine-protein kinase PAK 3-like. Gene Ontology annotation, cellular component: cytoplasm. NCBI's taxonomy places the organism in Eukaryota, Metazoa, Chordata, Aves, Passeriformes, Motacillidae. The record is from RefSeq and is a predicted model, not a curated record. Bases 412 to 840 code for a protein of 142 amino acids. Gene Ontology annotation, biological process: intracellular signal transduction; protein phosphorylation; regulation of axonogenesis. The transcript is spliced from 4 exons. Gene Ontology annotation, molecular function: protein serine/threonine kinase activity; ATP binding.
GGGUGUGGGCAGUGCUGCACCUCCGUCUGCCCUGUGAAAAAGCUGUGAAAACUGUGUCUCCUUGCUGCUGGAGUUCAUGGUGCAAUUUGUGUAUGAAGAUGAUGAAGCAGCUGCUGGGAUGUGUCCGCUUGCAGAUUUGUCUUUGCUAUCACAAAACCGCCGUUUUCCCCUGCUUGCCAACUAAGCCGUCUCCUUUCCCACGGGUGUGCCUUUAGAUGGCACAGAUUGCAAGCUCUGGAUAGCCUAGGUGGAGUGUGUCUUCCUUUUAUUCCGUCUUCAUUUACCAGUGACCUGCAAGCAAAACUCAGCUGUAGUCUUUUCUUCCAUACGGCAAUGUAGCAGUGCACAUUCAGCUCCACGCUGCUGUUUCCAUCUUCCAGCUACCUUGUCAGGGGGGCUGUCUGGCUGGUGAUGGAGCACAUGGACGGAGGCUCUUUGGCGAAGGUGGUCAGCAAGAAAAGGAUGGCUGUAGGACACAUAGCAACUGUCUGUCGGGAGUGCCUGCAAGGCCUGGCUUUCCUUCACGCCAACCAGGUGAUCCACAGAGACAUCAAAAGCGACAACAUCCUUCUGGGCCGGGAUGGCUCUGUCAAGCUGGCUGAUUUUGGCCUCUGUGCUCUGCUCAGCCCUGGGCAGAGUAAGCGGAGGUCAGUGGUCGGGACAACUUGCUGGAUGGCACCCGAGCUUGUGAGGGGAGAGCCAUACGGCCCCAAAGUGGACACCUGGUCCCUUGGCAUCGUGGGAAUAGAAAUGGCCAAAGGAGAGGCUCCUUAUGUUUGGGAGAGCAGUGACAGGCAUCCAUUUCUCAAGCUAGCGGAGCCUCUCUUCAGCCUCUUCUGACAGCCCGAUUGCUGACAUGCCUGCAGCAAAGUAGGGCAGGAAGCAGAGGAGAUGACAAGGACCACUUCAGCACUUUGAGAACCUCGGAGCCUCUGAGAACAGGCAGAAGUCCUGAGGAGAGAGGGCCCAGGAGACAGGCAGGCUGAGACAGGGGGGGAAAGGAAGGUGGCAUCUCCUUUUCUCCCAUCUGCUCCCAUCCUCCUUCUGAAUUUCUGCUUAGGCCAGCAUUGCUGGAGGGCACAAAGCCACUACUGAUGUGCAGAUCUGGGGAAGGCAGGAGUGGCAUUGCAGGCCUGAAGAGAAUGGGAGGGCAAGAGCUGUGUCUCAGCAGGAGGGAGGUCCCACAGGAAGCCACCUGCAGAGCCAGGCUAGAGCUGUGGGAGAGGGCUGCAUGUCAGGCUGCUGAGGGGUGCCUGAAGCUGCUGGGAACAUCCUGUGCAUUCUUUGUCCCAUCGUGCAGUGUACUGCAUGUGUGCUAGUGUGGCCAAAUUGAUCAGAAUAGUGGGCUUUCUAGAUUCCCUUCAGACUCCUGAUUGCUUGUCAGCAAUCACUUGAGACACAAUACUACAGAGAACUUGAUUGCCUUUGGGGCUGGUUUCCUACUGGUGUUGUUUUCAGGACUGGUAUUGUUUUACUAUUCCUUCUGCAGAUCACGUGGGUCCGCACCAUGUAAAUCUGCCCUCGAGGUGCUUUUCAAAUGAAAAAGAAGGAAACAUACAGAGAAUCAAUUGGAGCUGUGGAGCACAUGACCAGGAGCACUUCAGCAUUACUUUCUCCAAUGCCAGCUCAGAGCCAGAUGCGGAAGAAAAAUCCUAGAAACCCUCAAGCUAGUUGGCAGAUUCACUUCCUUGACAAUUACAGGCCGAUCUCUGUGGCUCACUGGUGUACCCAUGACUGGCAACACAAAGGGGGAAUGUCCAGUGCCACACCCAGGUCGGGCCAUGAGUGGCUGAUGCAUGAGAUGCCGGGACGGUGAGCAAAGCCCUGGGUGGGCUUAACUACAAGUUGUGUGCAAGCUUGGAGGUAGGUGCCACAGCCAAAGUCCAUCAUUUUGCCUGCCCGCUGGCCAGGUGGAGGCAGAUGUUGUCAGGUUUGAUGUCCCUGUGCAGGACCUCACAGCUGCUGCAGUGCCGCACGGCCUCCAGCACGUGGCGGAACAGCCCCUGCACCAGUCUUCCGACAGCAAUGCUCGCACCAUAGUGAAAGCAAAGAGGUCCUGGGAUCGCUCUGGGCGCUUCAUCGCCAGCAAGAAGUUUUGGCAGAGCUCAAACCAAUCCAGGAGCUGGACAACACCAUGCAUCCCAGUGGACAUCUUGUCCAGCAGCUCGCUUUCCAGGGACACACAAGUGCCGUUGGGCUGCGGGAAGACCGCAAUGCCGGCAGUGGGGCCGAUGCCGUGCCAAGGGUCUGGAAGCUCUCAGCCAGCCCGGGAUGCUCUGUGCCCUCCACUAAUCUCCCUCUGCUCUCCCUCGAGGCAUCCUGGCAGCUUCUAUCCUGCCGGGCCUCGGUUUACCCCGCCCAGCACGCCCCGGUUUCUGCUGCUGACCCCUCUCCCUCACCAGCUCGCCCCAAUGACAGAUGCAAUCCCCUGACACACAUUUGAUGGCCACCUGCUAGCCAAGGGGAGCAGCGGGCUGAGCUUGCUGCCCGCUAUGAGCCCCAUCCUCCUCCACCCUCACCCUCCUCUGCCCUCCGCCCACAUCCCCACUCACUGGGGUGCCAUCCGCCAGUCGGUCGGGGGCGGUUUUGCCCCUGCAGGGUCUCCUGCGCCUUCCCUGCGGGCCAAACAUGGCUGGCGGCGCACGGCCCGGGCCCAGGAUAGGCCCCCGACCGCCCCUCAAGCGCCCUGGGCCUUGCAGCCCCCUCUGAAUGGGACACCUUAUUUCUCCUGAGCUCUAUCACCAGCUCUCCUAGUGAGAAAAAGCAAAUUUUGAAAGAAAGUGAAAUCUGUGUCUUUAAAAGAAACUUCAAACAGGCCCAUGAGACCCAUUAGACAGUACUAGGUGGGCUUCUGAAGGAGAUAUUUCAGCCAGGCUGCAAUAAGCAAUCAGUCUUCUGUCUGAAGAUCUCAACUUUUAUCUUAAUAAAGCCUCUGAAAUGGAAAAUUUGAAAAUCGACUGUGAUCCCUUUAUUCCUCCUGAUGUGGACGCUGAAGUUUCACAGAGCCUUCACAGCUGAAGCCAAGGCAAGCGCUGCCGCUGCUGCUGCCUCUGCUGCUGUGCCCGGGAGCCCCGGCUGGGCAGGGAUGGCACCACUGUGCCACGGGCUGUUUCUCCUUCCACAGCUGGGCGGUGCUUUUGAGCCAGUAAUGACAGGUGGUGGGAGAAGGAAGGGGACUUUUCCUGCUCCAGCACUUAUGGACACACUAGGGCCACCUUCAGGGCAGAGUUCCGGCCCCCAAAAAGAAAAGGAGAGGGACACCGUUGCAAAACGCCUCCUUUCAGGCCUUCUUGGCUCUUGGAAAGGAGGGACCCGAGUGACAGGACGAGCAGCAGGGCCCGAUCCCGCCUCCGUGCCUGCAGUGAGGGGCGGCUGCCGCUGGGCGGCGCCAGAGGAGGGGAGCGCCCCUGCGCGGGGCGGGCGGGGCGCGGCAGCCGCCAGGGGCGCCCGGGGCGCGGCGGGGCCCCUCUGUGAGGGGAGAGCGCCUCGGGCAGCUGCGGAGCCGCAAACGGGACUGUCCGUCCGCAAGGCACAGCGCCAGGGCAAUGGACAGCACCAGGGCAAGGCACAGCUUAAGCGCGGGCUGCCCAGGAAGGGAAUGUUCCCAAGGAGUGCAGCAUUGAGGCUUUUGGAUUGCCAGUCCUGCGCUGAGCUGGCGGGGCGCAAAGCCUCCUCAAGCACCGCUGCCUCCUCUCCGGACUUCCUGCAAUGCCUUUGCCGACAGAGUCCAAUCAGGCAGGCUGGGGGCAGGCUCGGCUGAUGUUGCAAAGAGCUGCUGUCUGACAGCAAAAAAGACAAAAGCCAAACCAGAAAGGAAGUAUUAGUUCUCAGGCUGAGUUCCUCACAGGUGGAGGCAGGAUUCCCAUAGUUCCCCAAAAGAUGCAGGAAUAGGACAUGAGGAUACUUUGUGGCCCUUACCUUCAUGUCCAGCACCUUGCCAUUGCAGGCCAACGUAGAUCAAAAU